Molecule: messenger RNA, 6523 nt
Organism: Lacerta agilis (Sand lizard)
Lineage: Eukaryota; Metazoa; Chordata; Lepidosauria; Squamata; Lacertidae
Product: complement C4-like
Exons: 41
Coding region: 50-5218 (1722 amino acids)
Biological process (GO): complement activation
Cellular component (GO): extracellular region
Molecular function (GO): protein binding; endopeptidase inhibitor activity
Source: RefSeq, a predicted model, not a curated record
GGCUCACAACAGAUGAGGGAUCCAUCCUGCAAAGACACACAGCCCAGAGAUGUCCUCAGGAAAGCAGCUGGCUCUCUGGCUAGCAUGGAUGGGGACUUUGAUAGCCCUGAGCCACCAAGCUCCGAGGUUGCUGAUGGUAGCCCCCAGCGUAGUGACCGUGGGGGCAAAAGUUGGGGUCGUCCUUCAGGUUGAGGGGACCUCGUCUGCCCUCUCUGGCAACGUUUUUUUCCAGAACGAGAAUAAUGGGGUGAAAUGUUCUCAUGAGGUGAAGUUCAACCUAAAGCCUGAUACCUUUGUGGAAAGAGUGACCCUGGAGGUGACCAAUACAUUAUUUGACCAGUGCAAAUUGUCUCACCAGCGACGGGACAGCUACAUCCAACUUGUUGCCCACAGCACCCAGCUUCCUACCCCUAAUGGCAUGCAAACACUCAACCUGCGCUGGAGUUCCCGGCAAGGGUACCUGUUCCUGCAGACAGACAAGCCCAUAUACACCCCCCGGGAAACAGUGCAAUACCGAGUCUUCGCUCUGGACCACAAACUGCGGCCCCGUGCCGAAUCUGUUGUCACCACCGUGCAGAACCCACAGGGCAUUCAGGUCCAGAAAAAAGAAAACAUGCCAAUGCGUUUUGUGAUAACUAAUAACCUGAAAAUCCCCGAUAUCGCUGCCCCUGGCAUUUGGCGCAUUACAUCCUGGUUUUCGAAAGCACCUCAUACCAAUACGACAACCGAGUUCGAGGUGAAAAAAUAUGUGCUCCCACAUUUUGAGGUGAAAAUUGACCCAGGACGCAAAUACAUACUCACCUCAGGAGAAGAGGACUCUGAACUGCAAAUUGACCUUCAAGCUAAAUUUUUCUACGGGAAGGGGAUCCGUGGCACAGCCUAUGUGCGGUUCGGCGUGGCUGACGAUACUGGGGGGAAAAUGUAUAUCCCAGGCCUGGCAAAACAAGUCCCGGUUGUUGAUGGGAGAGCUUCUCUGACGCUAAAACGCAGUCUCCUUGCAGAGAAAGUGGAGCGCCCUCUAGAGGACUUGGUUGGGACAAAUCUCUACAUUGCAGCUACCGUCGUAGAGACCGCGAGCGGAGAGCUGGAGGAGGAAGAACUGGUUUCGGUGAAAUUUGUGGCCUCUCCAUAUUCGGUGGACCUGUCCAAAACCAUGCACUAUUUUGUGCCUGACGGGUCCUUUGCAGUGGUGGCUAUUGUUUUGCUCCCAGAUGGCAGCCCUGCCUCACAGCUCCCAGUUCACUUCUCCACUCAGAUAACAGGGGCCUCGUCCCCUGGCGACACCACACUCAACACUGACGACCGUGGCGUUGUGACAUACGAAAUCAACCUGGAUCGUAGAGCUACAGCAGUCACUUUCAUGAUAACCGCUGGGGCAGAGCAUCCGGCCAAAGUCAACUUCACUGCUACAGCCAUGAGCUCUACGAAUGGCCUCUACUUGAUCUUACAUAGCGAGGGAUACCAAACCUUGAAGCCUGGAGGGCUGUUCCAGCUGGGACUCAAAUACAUUGGACCAGAUGUCUCCCCUUCCUUCUACUACAUGGUUUUGAACAAAGGGGACAUUGUCCUUGUAGACAGCAAGCCCCACGGUUCAUAUGUCAAGGUCUCCGUCCCCGUCACAGCAAACCUAAUGCCGUCAUUUCGCUUUGUGGCCUUCUUCCGCCUUGGAGAUGAAGUUGUGGCGAACUCGGUGUGGGUGGAUGUUGUUGACAGCUGUGAGGGGAAGCUGGAACUUCGUGUCACAGGAAAUCGGCUGAAACCCCAGGAACCCUUGACCCUCACCAUAAACACGGAUGCGAAAUCCCAAGUGUCUCUCUCUGCUACUGAUAGUGCUGUUUAUGCCCUCAACCAGAAGAAUCGCCUCACACAGGCCAAGGUUUUCCAGGCCAUGGGAAGUUACGACCUGGGCUGCUCUCCCGGCAGUGGGAAAGAUUCCCUCAGCGUUUUUGCCGAUGCCGGACUCUCCAUUCGUACGGAUAAGUUGACAAGUCCCCUCCGGAAAGCGCAUGGAUGCAGCGUGGACGUUUCCCGGAAGAAGCGCUCAUUGAAUCUUCAAACUGAGCUGCAGAAGAAGCUCUCCACUUACCAGACUGACCCCAGUUUGCAGAAAUGCUGCCAGGAUGGCAUGGUGGUAAUCCCCAUGCGCUCCUCGUGUGAGCAGCGGGCCAUGCGGAUCCGGGGAGAGUGUGCCGUCGUCUUCCUUGACUGCUGCAAACAUGCUGCCGCCCUCCGGCGCAAAUCCAGAGGAGGAUCUCAGGGGCUUGCGCGGACUCAAUUUGAAAAGGACAUGGAGGAUUUUGAAGGAUCUAUUCGAAUCCGAACUGCCUUCAAGGAGAGCUGGCUCUGGACAUCGGCCCAAGUUGAUGGGACCUACACGAUGAUGCCACUUCUUCCUGAUUCCAUCACUACUUGGGAGAUACAGGCUGUUAGCAUGUCUCCUGAAAAAGGGAUCUGUAUCUCGGAACCCCUUCGAGUUACAGUGUUCCAAGACUUCCACAUAUCUCUGAGGCUGCCGUACUCAGCGAAACGGUUAGAACAGAUAGAGCUUCGCCCGGUUCUCUACAACCACUUGAGAUACCCAGUUACGGCCAAAGUACAUCUGGAGCCAACAGUGGGCAUUUGCUCUCCAGCAACCAUAGGGCCGAAUCAGGAGCGGGAGGUGGAGGUGCCUGGGAACUCUGCAGUUUCCGUGCCCUUUGUUCUGGUACCCAUGAGAAAUGGAAAGAUCAGUAUCACUGUCGUUGCCCUUAGUCCCUCUGGGUUUGGGGACAAAGUUAGCAAGGAACUACAAGUUGAGAGAGAGGGUGCCUUAAAAGUGGAGGAAUUCACCAUCCCCCUGGAUAUUGAAGAUGGGCGUGCUAAAUCUAUGGAAAUUUCAGGCAAGGUGCCCUCCAACGCCAUUCCCGACGGAGACUUCAGGAUGAGCGUCCGGUUAACAGGAUCGUUUCCUGCUGACACCCUGGAGAGUUCUCUGUCGCCGGAGAGCGUAUCCCCAUUGCUGCGUGUGCCAAGUGGUUGUGGGGAGCAAACAAUGUCCACACUGGCUCCUGGGCUCUACGCCAUGCGCUAUCUGGACCAGACGGAGCAGUGGGUGCACUUGAAGCCAGACAUGAAGGCAUCAGCCCUGGCGAACCUCAAGACGGGCUAUGAACGUAUGCAAAAUUUCCGGAAAGCAGAUGGGUCCUAUUCUGUUUUUUCUGAACACACGGCCAUCAGCAGUACCUGGCUGACAGCUUUUGUGGUGAAGGUUUUUUCUCUGGCCUGUAACUACCAGGCUGUGGAUGAGGACAGACUCCGUGAAUCAGUGCAGUGGCUGCUGGGAAAGCAGUCUGGUGACUUCUUCUGGGAACCCCGAAUCGUCCGCUACUACGGGCCGCAGGGUAGCCUCCCUGAACGCGUCUGCCUUACGGCUUUUGUCACCAUCGCCCUGAAACAGGCCUCCUUGGUCUUGUAUGUGGAAGGAGAUUCAGAUCCUGAGAGAAAAGCAGUGAAGCAGGAACAACGUAGACAAGUGCUGCAGGCCAUCGCUCAAGCUACUGCCUUCCUCACCCGCGAGCAGGACGACCCGUCCCUUAAUAGCUUCGCCAUUGCCAUCUCCAGCUAUGCCCUGUCGCUCGCUUCUGACAACCAGGCAGCCAUUGCUGCGGCCGAUGCCCGGCUGAGGGCGCUCGCUGUGCAGGACAAAGACAACAGCACAGUGAUGUUCUGGGCAGUGCAGAAGGAGGACAAGGACCGCGGCUUGCAACCUCCUGGCCAAGAGCCACGAAUUUCAGCCAUAUCAGUGGAGGCCACCAGCUAUGGACUCCUCCACUUACUGGAGCAAAAGGACGCCCAAGCUGCUGGCAGGGUUGCCCGGUGGCUCAUGGGGCAGAGGAACUAUGGGGGAGGCUUCCAGUCCACACAGGACACGGCUGUGGCACUGGAAGCUCUGUCUCAGUACUGGAUCAGCACCUUUGCAAAGGAAAACAACGAACUGAAAGUGACUCUCAGCACCUCUGGGAAAGGUUUAGCCAGGGCAUUCACAUUUGGGAACACUCGCGACCCAAUCCAGGAAGAACUUCAGUUUCCCAUGGGGAAGGACAUCAACGUGAAGGUGGAAGGAAACGGGAAAGCGAAAGGGACACUGACGGUCCUGAAGCAAUUCCAUGUCUUGUCAAUGCAGAACACCUCAUGCCAAACCCUUGAGCUCGAGGUGAAUGUGACUGGUUCCAUGGAGCAUAGACCUGAAGUGUUUGAGGAAUACUACGAAGAUGAAGAUUACGACCUAGACUAUGGGCCGCCAUCACUGCCCGCUGACCAGCCGCUGUCACCCAUCCACUUGUUUGAUGCCCGGCAACGUCGCAGGAGGGAAGCCAGAGAACCUGGGCAGCCUCAGCGGGAGGUCCUUUACCACGUCUGCUUCUGGAGACAGCCAGGUGCAGAAGUCGUUGGCAUGGUCAUUGUUGACAUAACGAUGCUUAGCGGCUUUGAGCCAGAAAAGGAGGACCUUGACAAGCUGCGAGAUCUUGCCGAUCAAUACAUCAGCCUUUGGGAGAUCCAGGGACAGCGGCUGCUCCUGUAUUUCAACUCGGUGCCGGAAUCAGGACGUGAGUGCAUAUCAUUUAGAGCGAAACAGUUGGUACCCGUGGGGAAGCUCCAGCCAGCUAGCGCCACCAUAUACGACUUCUACGAACCAGACCAGCGCUGCACCAUCUUCUAUGGUGCCCCCAAUAAGUCCCAGUAUGUAUCUGCCUUGUGCUCGGAAGACGUCUGCCAGUGUGCUGAAGGUGUCUGUCCACGUUUGAACCGUACCCUGGAGAACGCUGUCACGGAAAGUAAGCGCAUGACAUUCGCAUGUUACCAACCCCGAGUGGAUUACGCGUUCCGAGUUCGAGUGAUGAAGGUGAGCCUCAAAAACGCUUUCCGCCUCUAUGAAGCUACUAUCUUGGAGCCCUUGCAGUUCACUAUAGAUGCUGGGAUCUCUGCAAACCAGACCCGCCACUUUGUGGUCCGUGCGGCAUGUAAGACAUCUCUGGAAAUAGACAAGGAGUAUCUGCUGAUGGGGCGCGAUGGGGAAACUCGUGACGCCAAUGGCCGGCCACAGUAUCUCCUGGAUUCGAACUCGUGGGUGGAAGAGCUGCCGCAGCCCAAGAGAUGUAGGAGCACCAACUUCCGCAACCUCUGCAAUGAGCUAUCGUCUUUCACCACCGCCUUUGUGGAGGCCGGCUGCCGCAUAUGAGCUCCAAAACAGGACCAGAAUCUUCUGUGCUCACCUGUGCCUCACCCUUUGCACACCCCCCCCCCCCGAAUCUGAGAUGCCAAAACGCUGCCUCUCCUGGUUGCUAUGUGACAACAUUCAUUCGGUGCCUUGUGCUUAGCCCCAAGAGGAUUCAAAAACUGAACAGCUGUCUUGUGCUUCCUUCCCAACUUUGUGUUGACUGGGGAUUGUGGGAGUUGUAGUCCAAAGCAUUUGAGACAGACAGAGGCCAACAACCUCUUUAAAUGCAAACUGAACCAAGUUGCUCCCUAAGCCAUUCCCUGCACUUGACUGGUUUAUUGACAGAGAUUGAGGCCAUUGUAUUGAACAAGGUUGUAUUAUCCUGUAUUAUCCUGGCCUUGGAUCUGAUUUUCAUCAGAGGAUGCAGGUGGGUAGGGAUAAAGCACACUCCCUAUAAGGUUUCUAGGUUUGCUUUAGCAACCUGACAAAUUAGACAAACCUGCACCAUACAGUGUUGAGAUCCAGUGCGCUUGGCGGCACAUGUAUCUCAGUGCUGUUUGUGUUUCUGUAUUUUGACCAAGGGUUUUCAGCCAAUAAAUUUGACUAUUUGGGGCAAUGAUGCAGCCGCUGAAGAAAGCAUGUUCUAGAAAUUUGAGUCCUGCAAGUGGCCACAGGCAAUAUUUUAAGGAACUCACACCGGAGUUAAAUAAAACUAGCAGUUUCUGCUUGGAGACUUAAACUGAUUCAGAAGAGGGAGGGAGAGAAAUGGGUAGGGUAACACAGAAAGGAAGUGCUACACAGCAGGAGUGCCAGCUUGGACCCACGGCCGACCGUGGGUGCCUGGGGCCGGAGAUGCCAUGCAGUGUGCAUGGCCCUGGUACUGAAAUUUGUGGGUGCCCGACGCUUUAAUGGGGAAUUUUCUGGGUGCUCAGGCACCCAGGGCCCCAGGGAAUCAGCAUCUAUGCUACACAGUCAUGCAAUCCUGCUGGUACUUGCAUCACCUCCCACCUCCAGAUAACUUUUCCUGUGAGCUCCUUAGCACAACAGCUUUGGUCUGUGUGUGAUAGUUGUUCGGAGAUUACGACAAUCACUCUUGUGAAAUGAGGACGUGUUGGUUAUGGAGGUUUAUCCUCUAAAGUGUCAUUCAUUUUUAUAUUUCCAAACUGCUUGAAAGCAUUAAAGUGGUACAUGAUUUAAUAAAUAAUAAUAACAACUAGCCUAUAAUCUGUAAGAAAAAAAUCCUUUGCAUUGAACGCCAUGUUGCACUCAAAUGUUUGCACUAUUUUAAGCUGCUAUUGUAGUCAAUAAAGGAAAACAGUUUGCCAA